This is a messenger RNA of Anneissia japonica, 1953 nucleotides long. RefSeq names its product MAP/microtubule affinity-regulating kinase 3-like. NCBI's taxonomy places the organism in Eukaryota, Metazoa, Echinodermata, Crinoidea, Comatulida, Comatulidae. Bases 274 to 1953 code for a protein of 559 amino acids. The transcript has a single exon. The record is from RefSeq and is a predicted model, not a curated record. Gene Ontology annotation, molecular function: protein kinase activity; ATP binding. Gene Ontology annotation, biological process: protein phosphorylation.
UGAAAAGCACCAGCUAUACCUCGUAAAGCAUUCAGGUGAAGAUAUACAGUAUGUAAUGUGAUUAUGUGCACUUAAGGUCAAUGCUUCUAUAAAUUAAACUUUGCUUUCUUGAACUCAGACACUUUACAGAAGAUUUAGCAUAUUUGCUGUGAGAUUAAAAAUUAAUUAAUUUGGAUGCAGAUUAUUAUAGAACUACAUUUGCUGUGAGAGAAAAUUAAUUAAUUUGGAUGCAGAUUAUUAUAGAACUACUCAUUUGUUGUUAGAUCUACCAAAAUGCACUCAGUUUCAAAUUCAAUAAAAAGAAGACUAUCAAGAAUUCCAUCUGAGAGCUUUGGAAUUGGGAGCCUGCAUUUGAAACCUUAUGACAUCCUACUGAAAGAUUUGGAAGUUCAAAGUAGCCUGGGACGCGAAAAUGGUCUGAAGGCAUGCAGGGCGAUGUGGCGUCAAACGUCAACUGUAAUUUGGGAGAUAGACAAGACUGGACAAGACAUCACUCCUCUACUCGAUAUAAAGCACUCAAAUAUCUUGAAAGUCUUCGGUUCGGUAAUUUCUGACAAACCCACUCAUCCAAUGCUCCUUCUGGAGUAUGCACCCGGAGGUAACUUAUUCAAUUACAUUCACCGACGUGAGGAGGCAAUACCGAAACAGCAAUUCUUUAACUUUGUUUAUGAUGCCUUUCAAGCUGUUCAAUAUCUGCAUCGAUGUAACAUUGUUCAUAAGCACAUCAGAUCUAAAAACUUCUUGGUCUUUCCACAAGGUCUGAAAGUUUGUAAUUACAGCAUGCUGAAGUCAGAGAGGAACAGUAUUAAUGUAGAGAAUGAAAGUUGGCGAUGGUCUUCCCCAGAGAUGCUGAGGAAUCCUCUAGAAGUAACCACACAAUCUGAUACCUACUCUUUGUUGAUAGUGGUAUGGGAAAUGUUGACUGACAAACUGCCAUUUGAAGAGGAAGAUGAGAGAUCCAAAUGGAAAAUCAUUAAUGAAGACCUUCGUCCUUCAAUUCCGAAUGACCUGAAGGGAAGCAUAGUAAAAAUCUUCAAAAAUGGCUGGCAGAAGGAUCCUAUCAAACGACCGAACAUUGAUGUCACCGAGCAAUCUCUCUGCUUGUAUGCCUUAGAAAAUGGCUUUUCGUAUCACAGAUUUAACCAGUCAUUUGACAUGCUAACUUGCAAGUGCAGAGAAGAACUACAAGAUAGUAUGAGCGUUUUAAAUGUGGUAGUUAUAUCAAGUAAUGUCGUAGCUAUCCAUAUGAUUGUGAGUAACAGUACGUACAAGGUUCAAAUUUUUACUAUUAACAAAGGCUUAUUAAAAGUUGUGGAUUCUAUUAGCAAUGGAGAUAGUAGUAAGAUAUCUGUAUUUAGGAUCUGCGCAAAGAAGCAGAAGAUUCUUGCUAUUGGUGGAAAGCUUGAUUUGGACGACAUCAUUAUGACAACAAUAAAUACUGAUGGGGAACAUGAAGAUGAGCGCAUACUAAAAAGUCACUUCCCAUGGUACAAAUGUCAGAGUGUAGCAUGCGACAACCAAGGUAAAAUCUACAUCUUGGUACUUCAGUCGCAUCAUACCUGGCAGUGCUGGAAGUAUGAUGAGACUAAACCAUGCUGUUUGAUAUUCACACAUAGAGGUCUUAGUGUGGCACCUAAGAUCCUGAUCCAGAACAACAUGAUAUGGUGUACACUUGCAUCCAAUGUUGGUAUAUACGAUCUUGUGGGCAAUCGGCUGCAUAAUUUGCAAAUAUCGUUUCUAGAUCUUGCAAUCUCUAAGGGCGGUUUUAUCGCUACAAGCAUUCCAUAUUCAAACAAGCUACAGCUCCUUAACUACACAGGUAAAGAAAUCAAAGCAUUUACAAUCUUGAAGAGAGAUGAUGAAGAUACACAUUUAGCAUUUCUCACAGAUACAAGUAUCAUCAUUGCAAAUGAUCACAGCAUUGAAAUGGUUCAACUGAACAGCAUUGACUAG